This is a messenger RNA of Xenopus laevis (African clawed frog), 3821 nucleotides long. It is a transcript of the gene rb1.S, whose product is annotated as retinoblastoma 1 S homeolog. The transcript has 28 exons. NCBI's taxonomy places the organism in Eukaryota, Metazoa, Chordata, Amphibia, Anura, Pipidae. Gene Ontology annotation, molecular function: RNA polymerase II transcription regulatory region sequence-specific DNA binding. Gene Ontology annotation, cellular component: chromatin; transcription regulator complex; nucleus. The coding region runs from base 174 to 2945 and encodes 923 amino acids. The record is from RefSeq and is a predicted model, not a curated record. Gene Ontology annotation, biological process: negative regulation of G1/S transition of mitotic cell cycle; regulation of transcription by RNA polymerase II; regulation of cell cycle.
CCGAAUACGCGCCGAACGUCACGUGAUGGAGACGUUCCCUGAGACGUUCUCGUGUUCGUGACGUCACCCACGGCCUCUUAUCAAUUGGGAUCUAGCAGCUACUUUGGCGGGACAGUAGCUGCGGUGUUGGUUGAGGGUUUUAUUUGCUGCUUAUUAGCUUCUGGCACAUCAUUAUGCCUCCAAAGAGCCCUAGAAAACAGCAGAUACGCAGUCAGGGUGAGCCCCGGAGUCCAGACAGGCCUGAUUUCCAAGAUCCAGAUUUUAAUUUUUUGUGUGAAAAUUUGAAGAUAUCUGACAAUGUUAGAGGAAAAGCUUGGAAUACCUAUGAGAAAAUGUUUCCCUCAGGCUAUAUGAUGAGAGAAACCGCUAAGAAAAAAGAAUCGUUAGGUCUUUGCCUUUAUAUUGCCUCUGUGGACUGUGAGGAAAUGACGUUUACAUUUACAGAACUAUUAAAAAUUUUAAGGCUAAGUGUUAAUAGAUGUUUUCGACUUCUGAGAGAAAUGGAUAUCAACAUGGAUGUUCUCAGUAAUAAAGUUGACAAUGCAAUUUCAAAGUUAAAGAAAAAGUAUGAAAACAUGUGCCUUUUGUUCCAGAAAUUUCAAAGGACUUUUGAACUUAUUUUUGAGGAACAGCACAAUACUCGGGCUGCUGUUGACACUGCACCCAUUCUGAAAGGAACUUGGAUUACAUUUCUAUUAGCUAGAGGAAAAAUAUUGCAGAUGGAUGAUGAGUUGGUGAUCUCCUGUCAGUUGUUACUGUGUGUUUUGGAUUAUUUCAUCAAACUUUCACCUCCCUCAAUUCUCAAGGAACCAUACAAAAGUGCAUUGAACGGAUUGCCUGUUAAUACCCCGCCACGAUCUUCACGACGUAGCCAGAAUAGAAACACACGUGUGUCACCACAGUCUGAAACAGACUCAAAAGUGCUAGAGUUUCUUUGCAGCCAAAAUUAUUGUCCUAUGGAUGAGGUGAGAAAUGUCUAUUCCACAAGUUUUGUUGAUUUUUUGGCAUCUGCUGGAAUUUCAUCUAAUGAAGGUAUUCCAAAGGUUGAAAGCAUAUCAAGACAAUAUGAAGAACUGUAUCACAAGCACAAGGAUUUAGAUGCCAGGUUGUUUUUGGAAAAUGAUGAAACAUUGAAAGUUGAUGUUCAAGACAGGUAUGAUAAUCCAAAUCGUGUUUACAUUUGUAACCCGGCCAGUAAAUCAGUUCUAAGAAGAAAAGAUCAAUGCUUGGACCUUGAGAGAACACCUCGGAAAGAUGAAUCUGAAGUUUUUCCAGUGCCUCCCCAAACACCAGUCAGAGCCGCAAUGAACACAGUUCAGCAGCUGAUGGUUACUUUAAGCUCUGCAAAUGACAAGCCACCUGACACACUUGACUCCUAUUUUAGUAACUGCACCGUCAAUCCAAAGACCAAGAUAACAGACAGAAUAGAACAUUUCGGACAUGUAUUCAAAGAAAAGUUUGCCAGUUCCGUUGGCCAAGCGUGUGCAGAAAUUGGAUACCAGAGGUACAAACUUGGAGUGUGUUUAUAUUAUCGAGUGAUGGAAGCUAUUUUAAAAACGGAGGAAGAACGUUUAUCUGUACACAAUUUCAGCAAGCUGUUAAAUAAUGACAUCUUUCAUAUCUGUUUGUUGGCCUGUGCUGUUGAAGUUGUUGUGGCUUCCUAUGCAAGAAAUGCUUCUCAGGCAUAUUGCAGUUCAGGAACCAAUUUGUCAUUUCCAUGGAUCCUGCGGGUGUUUGAAAUUAAGGCUUUUGACUUUUACAAAGUGAUUGAAUGCUUUAUCAAGGCAGAACCAAGCCUAACCAGCAAUAUGAUCAAAUACUUAGAGCGCUGUGAGCACCAAAUCAUGGAGUGCCUGGCUUGGCAGUCAGAUUCACCACUGUUUGAUCUAAUCAAACAAACAAGAGAACGGGAGGGUUUAGUGGAUCAUCCAGAACUAGUGAGCAAUUUGCAGCAGCCUGUACAGCACAAUCAUACAGCUGCAGAUCUGUAUCUUUCACCUUCGAGAUCAUCCCAUCAACAUCCUGUAACUAGUGUGCCCACCUCAUCUGUUACUAAUGGACAGGUUUCAUCCUCACAACCAGUUCAACAGAAAUCAACCUCCCUUUCACUCUUUUACAAAAAAGUGUACCUUUUGGCAUAUAAGCGGCUAAGCAGUCUCUGUUCCAGCCUCCUCUCUGACCAUCCUGAACUUGAACAGGUGAUCUGGACACUUUUACAGCAUACACUGCAGCAAGAAUAUGAACUCAUGCGUGACAGACAUUUAGACCAGAUUAUGAUGUGUUCUAUGUAUGGGAUAUGCAAAGCAAAGAACAUUGACCUAAGAUUUAAAACCAUUGUAACAGCUUACAAAGGGCUCACAAAUACAAACCAGGAGACAUUCAAACAUGUACUGAUCCGAGAUGGGCAGCAUGACUCUAUUAUCGUCUUUUAUAAUUUAGUCUUUAUGCAGAAACUAAAAAGCCAUAUCUUACAGUAUGGAUCAGCUCGGCAUCCAACAUUGUCUCCAAUUCCUCACAUCCCAAGGAGCCCUUACAGAUUUGGCAAUUCUCCAAAGGUUCCAGGAAAUAUUUAUGUAUCACCAUUAAAAACGCCAUACAAAACAGCAGAUGGCUUGCUUUCUCCCAGCAAGAUGACUCCAAAGACAAGUUUCCUUAUUUCACUUGGUGAAACAUUUAGGUCUCCUGACAGAUUUCAGAAAAUUAACCAAAUGCUUAACAGCUGUGAGCGGCCAAUAAAAAGAAGUGCUGAUACUGGUACUACUCCAAAGCCACUAAAGAAGCUUCGUUUUGAUUCAGACGGACAAGAUGAAGCAGAUGGAAGCAAACAUAUACAGGGAGAAUCGAAAUUUCAGCAAAAGCUUGCAGAAAUGACAUCUACACGAACAAGAAUGCAGAAGCAAAAGCUCGAGGAAUCACUGGAAUCUUCCCAACAAGAAGAAAAGUGAAGCUGUUUUCUGAUACAUUUAUUUUUAUGCCUGAAUUUUCUGUAUCCCUCCAACUGAUUCCUGUUCCUUUUAAUGGAGAUGCCUCAUGGCUUUCUAUUGGAAUUUGUUUUCUAAUGGAUUUUUUUUUUUUUUUUUUUACCAGUUUUUGUUUUAAUUACAGAUUUUUAUACGUUUUUAAUCUGUUUAAUACGUCACAAUUUCCGUUCUUUCAUUGUUUGUUGUAUUUAAGAAUCUCAGAGGGGGUGAAACUGAUGUGCACUAUUUUUCCCGAGGGAACUUGGGAUAUUUGAUACUUGAGCUUCUGUGUGACACAUUUCAGUGUGCACAUAUUUAUCGAGCUAGACGGAGCAACUGUCAGUUUCACUUGCAGUCGUACUACUGAACAAAAUCCCAUUUCCACAUCCAUUCUACACUUGCACCGUCCCAUAUUACACACCACCAUUAUUCCAGUUUCACUGCACCCAAUCUGACAAGCAGCAAUUUGUAAUCACUUAGGAACAUCAAUGUAAUAUGGUAGGUAAAAUCCACAAAAAACAUUUUAUCUAAACAUAUACAUCAAUGUCCCAUUGUUCAGAGUGCUCUUAGCCAGUGUAUACAGAGGUGAGGAUCAACCCUGGAAGUUUUUAAAGUUUGCUCUUCUGAGACCAUUUGCAUUUUACAUUAUUCUUUAGAUUUCAAGAUAUUAGCAGUUUGUGUUACUGUGUAGCCUGUGUGCACCCUGAUCUCUUGUCCAAAACAGAAGCAUCUCCUGCUGUCAUAUUAAAGGAAUUGUUCAGUGUAAAAAUAAAAACUGGGUAAAUAGGCUGUGCAAAAAAAAUGUUUCCAAUAUAGUUAGUUAGCCAAAAAUGUAAUAUAUAAAGGCUGGAGUGAUUUUAU